This is a messenger RNA of Torulaspora delbrueckii, 630 nucleotides long. RefSeq names its product Atg12p (gene ATG12). Gene Ontology annotation, biological process: autophagy of mitochondrion; nucleophagy; autophagosome assembly. Gene Ontology annotation, cellular component: cytoplasm; phagophore assembly site membrane; Atg12-Atg5-Atg16 complex. The coding region runs from base 1 to 630 and encodes 209 amino acids. NCBI's taxonomy places the organism in Eukaryota, Fungi, Ascomycota, Saccharomycetes, Saccharomycetales, Saccharomycetaceae. The transcript has a single exon. The record is from RefSeq and is a predicted model, not a curated record.
AUGAGCCGGAUUUUAGAGAGUGAGAGUGAUAAUGAUGAAUCUGGACAGUCGAGUUUGGCUAAUUCUGGGUCUGCAGAUGUAGCGAAUGUUGGUCGAGAUAACAGCAGUGAUGCCAAUUCAAAUGUGAUUCAAAGACGACUGGAGCAGUUCAGUAGGAGACUAUCGAUGCUUGGGCUAAUGAGCAGUCAGGAAAUAGAAGAAAAAGAUGGAGAAGAGCAACCAGAUGUCAUCGAAUCUCAAGGUCUAGCGCCACUGAGGCAGGAAGUACCGAUGACCGCUUCACUCAUACUGAAUAAGCUACCGAAGGCUACCAAUGAGGCUCUUGAGAAGAGCCAACAGGCUUCUUCAAAGAAGUCACAUCAAGACAAACAGCUUAAAGUUCAAAUAAAGUUCCAACCGAUCGGUUCCAUUGCACAAAUCACACCAUCCGUUUGCAAGAUAUCAGCUACUCAACCUUUCGCGUUGAUAUCGACCUUCCUGACGAGAAGCCUGAAAGUAAGUCAGGUCUACUGCUAUAUCAACAAUUCAUUUGCCCCCAAUCCACAACAAAUAGUCGGUGACCUAUGGUCUCAGUUUAAGGUCGAUAACGAGCUCAUUGUCAGCUACUGCGGGACGGUAGCAUUUGGCUGA